AUGGCUGAAAACCAACCUGAAGUGGACAUUGACAAUAUCAUUGACCGCCUUCUAGAAGUGCGUGGUUCGCGCCCUGGCAAGCCGGUACAACUGGAAGAGUAUGAGAUCAAAUACCUCUGCUUGACAGCGCGUGACAUUUUCAUUAACCAGCCUAUCCUGCUGGAACUGGAAGCUCCUAUCAAGAUUUGCGGUGAUAUCCAUGGUCAGUACUACGACUUGCUCCGCCUGUUCGAGUAUGGCGGCUUCCCACCGGAGUCCAACUACCUUUUCCUUGGUGACUAUGUGGACCGCGGUAAGCAGAGCUUGGAAACGAUAUGCCUGCUGCUUGCGUACAAAAUCAAGUACCCGGAGAACUUCUUCAUUCUUCGCGGCAACCACGAGUGUGCCAGUAUCAACCGUAUCUACGGCUUCUACGACGAAUGCAAGCGCCGAUUCAACAUUAAGCUGUGGAAGACAUUCACAGACUGCUUCAACUGUCUUCCUAUUGCUGCAAUCAUUGAUGAAAAGAUUUUCACGAUGCAUGGUGGUUUGUCGCCUGAUCUUCAGAGCAUGGAGCAGAUCCGCCGCGUGAUGCGACCGACGGAUGUGCCGGACACUGGUCUGUUGUGUGAUCUUCUGUGGUCGGACCCUGACAAGGAUAUUUCUGGGUGGUCGGAGAACGACCGUGGUGUAUCGUUUACGUUCGGACCAGAUGUGGUGUCGCGAUUCCUUGCUAAGCACGAUAUGGACCUGAUUUGUCGUGCACACCAAGUCGUAGAGGAUGGCUACGAGUUCUUUGCCAAGCGGCAACUUGUGACGCUGUUCUCUGCGCCCAACUACUGUGGUGAGUUUGACAAUGCAGGUGCGAUGAUGAGCGUCGAUGAGACGCUGCUCUGUUCGUUCCAGAUUUUGAAGCCGGCAGAGAAGAAGCAAAAAUAUGCAUACGGUGGCAUCAACAUGGGUCGGCCGGUGACACCACCCCGCAAGCAGAAGAAGAAGGGAUCCGCGUAA
Molecule: messenger RNA, 990 nt
Organism: Malassezia pachydermatis
Lineage: Eukaryota; Fungi; Basidiomycota; Malasseziomycetes; Malasseziales; Malasseziaceae
Product: serine threonine-protein phosphatase pp1
Exons: 3
Coding region: 1-990 (329 amino acids)
Cellular component (GO): nucleus; cytoplasm
Molecular function (GO): protein serine/threonine phosphatase activity
Source: RefSeq, a predicted model, not a curated record